Messenger RNA from Drosophila navojoa, 8558 nucleotides. RefSeq names its product neurofibromin 1 (gene Nf1). Lineage: Eukaryota; Metazoa; Arthropoda; Insecta; Diptera; Drosophilidae. Gene Ontology annotation, biological process: regulation of GTPase activity. The record is from RefSeq and is a predicted model, not a curated record.
CGCUCCACACACACUCAGCUCUCUCAAUGCAACCUCGACCAUCGUUUUACACAUCCAUACAGACCAGAAUUUCGUCGUAUUUAAAUUAAAUAAAAUGCAGUGAAAAACGGAGUACAAUUUGUAAAAUUAACGCGAAAUGGCUACCCAAAAGCCUGGCGAGUGGGCGACUGGUCUGCUGACUCGGUUCGAAGAUCAGCUUCCAUACAAAAUCGGAGCAUAUGGCACUCAGGCUCGUAUGAGCCAGGACCAGUUGGUGACAUGCCUCAUACACAUCUCUCGAUACCGCUUCUCACUGGUCAUCUCCGGUCUGACAAAGAUGCUGCAGCGUGUCAACGAGGCUGCGCGACAACCGCGUCAUGAGCCUGAACGCUGCUACUUUGAAUCUCUGGUCAUCAUAUUGACCACACUGGAGCGCUGCCUAACCAACCAAACAAAAGAUACCGCACGCUUUGAGGAAGCCAUGAAUGUAAAGCUCCUGUUACGCGAAAUUUCCCAAUUUGUAGACGUGCAGAGCGAUAACAAUCCCAAUGCGGCUCAACUAAAGGCUCUCGCCUCCAAGGUGCUCUUUGCACUGUCCCAGAAUCAUUUCUCGGCGGUCUUCAACCGCAUAUCAGCACGCAUUCAGGAGUUAACCUCGUGCUCCGAAGAAAAUCCAGAUUACAACGAUAUUGAACUGAUACAACACAUUGAUAUGGAUAUGAUCAAGCUGACCAAGCUGUUGCAAGAAACAAUUACCAAAUUUCGCUCAAAGCGCGCACCGCCUCUCAUUUUGCUGUACUCCUUAGAGAAGGCCAUAUGGAAUUGGAUCGAAUAUCAUCCACAGGAAUUUCAGGACUUGCAACGCGGCACUAAUCGCGAUAUCUCAACCUGCUGGGAACCCCUGCUGGACUUUGUUGAGUACUUCAAAUCUGAGAAUAAGAAGAGCAAAACUUUAGUUUGGCCCCUGCAAAUGCUGUUGCUCAUUCUAAAUCCCUCCAGCCUGGAAGCCACUGUUAACGAGUUGCAGCAGUCGGAGAAGGAGAAGGAAAAGGAGAAGAUGCCCUCAAAGUCGACACAAUCCACGUCACGCGACAAAGACUUCUCGGCCAGGCAAUUUAUCGAGAGCAUCAAGCGUGGUCUGGGCCCACAUUCGCCAUCGAAGCAGGUGACCGAAUCCUCGGCCAUAGCUUGCGUUAAACUCUGCAAGGCAUCCACGUACAUCAAUAUCAAUGACUCCAACAAUGUGGUCUUCAAGUUGGUCCAAUAUUUCAUUAACGAUCUGAAGGCGCUGCUCUUUAAUCCCGUGAAGCCCUUUUCACGCGGCCAGGGCUACAAUUAUGCAGAUAUUGAACUAAUGAUUGACUGCUGGGUCUCGUGCUUCCGCAUCAGUCCACACAACAUAGAGGCUCUGAAAGUGUGCUUGAAUCUGUCUUCGCCGCAGGCCUAUCACUUCGUUAUCGUGUGCUCCUUGUUGCGCCUAGCGCACAUUUAUGUGGAUUUUCGACUGCAAAAUAAGAAUCCCUUUCGCAUUGUCAACCAGCCGCGUCUUCCCUGGUGGCCACAGACCGACGUUGUGCACUACCGUUCCGCUGAGCUACGCGCUCUCUUCACGGAUACACUGAAUAAAGCCACGCAGGGCUAUAUAGCGCACACACCACUGCGCUACAUAACUUCGUUAACACUCAAGUCCAAGGACACUCAAAAGGGUUUGACACGUUCGGAGGAGGGACCAGCCCAUAAGAUGCUAUUGCUGCUGUUAGUGCGUCUCAUACACGCAGAUCCCACGCUGCUCUUAAAUACGCAAGGCAAAGUGGCGCACGAAGUACAAAGCUCAACUCUGGAGCUUAUUAAUGGCCUGGUAAGCCUGGUGCAUCAAACGACCUUGCCGGAUGUGGCACAAGAGGCUAUGGAAGCCCUACUCGCCCUGCAUGCGCCGGAAAAGAUCGAAGUCUGGAAUCCAGAAGCACCCAUCAACACGUUUUGGGAUGUCAGCUCACAGGUCCUCUUCUCCAUCUCCCAGAAACUUAUACAGCAUCAGAUAGCCAACUACACUGAUGUACUUAAGUGGCUGCGUGAAAUACUGAUAUGCCGCAACACAUUUCUUCAGCGGCACAAAGACUAUGCCCAUGUGGGUAGCCAGAUUGCCAUAUGCAAGCAGGCGCACAUUAAAAUGGAAGUGGUCUUCUUCAUGUAUUUGUGGAGCGUGGAUUUGGAUGCGGUUCUGACCUCACUUUCCUGUUUCGGGCUGCUCUGCGAGGAAGCGGAAAUCUGCUGCAGCUCCGAUGAGUUAACAGUGGGCUUCAUCAUGCCCAACUACCACAUCUACCAGGAGCUAGCACAACUAUCUUCAUCCGCCACGGAUACACGUAUUUGUUUCUUUGAGAACAGUCAUGGCAACGUGAGCCGUGGGAAACUCCAAAAGCGUAUUAUGCCACUGCUGCGAAAGAUCGAGCACUGUGUGCAUGGUGUCCAGCCCGCCUGGGAGGAAACCUUUCGCAACUGGGAGGUGCUCAGUAAGGUGCUCCAGACUCACCCCAAAGUUAAGACCGAGGAUGCGCAAGCAGAAGUGUUUCAUCGUGGCUUGGGCAAGCGUCGUGCCAGCCACCAAAGCUCCGAGCAUGAUCUAGAGGAGCAAAUCACCGAAUGGGCCAAUAUGACCUGGUUUCUGCUGACCUUGGGCGGUGUUUGCCUGCAGAAACGCAGCAACAGCCGCCAGCUCUUGUUGCAGCAGUCGCAGAACAACUCGUCGGUGGCGUCACUGGCACAGGCGUCUCUCUACUCGAGUUCGACUAGCUCGGGACAUGGAUCGCUGCAUCCCAGCACGGUCUCAUUGUCCACCAUACCACCAGCACCGCCCCAGGAUGUCAGCUAUUGCGCGGUUACACAAUUUAUUGGGCAGCUGCUGCGUCUGUUGGUCUGCAGCAAUGAGAAAACUGGGUUACAUAUACAGAAACAUGUGAAGGAACUUGUGGGCGAGGAAAUGUCCACUCAGCUGUAUCCCAUACUCUUCGAUCAAAUCAGAGCCAUAGUGGAAAAGUUCUUCGAUCAACAGGGCCAGGUUAAUGUGAAUGUUACGGACAUUAACACUCAGUUCAUUGAGCACACUAUUUUCAUAAUGAAAUCCAUACUGGAUCCCAAAGCGAGCAAGGAUCCCAACAACGACCAGCCAUCGCCAUCGGAGCAUUUGGGAGUCACAAGCAUUGAAGGCAUGAUGCUGGGCAUUGUCCGUUAUGUGCGACACCUGGAUAUGAAUGUCUAUGCUAUACGCAUAAAAACAAAGCUGUGCCAACUAGUGGAAGUCAUGAUGAAGCGACGCGACGAUUUGGCCUUUCGGCAAGAGAUGAAAUUCCGAAAUAAGCUCGUUGAAUAUCUAACGGAUUGGGUAAUGGGAACCUCGCAUCAAAUUGCUCCACCUAGCUCCGCAGAUGCAUCGCUACUCACCAGCACUUCGCUUAUCUUUCGGGAUCUCGACCAGGCGUGCAUGGAGGCAGUGGCAGCUCUGCUACGUGGUCUGCCGCUGCAACCUGAAGAGUCAGAUCGAGGCGAUCUCAUGGACGCAAAGAGCGCAUUGUUCUUAAAAUACUUUACACUCUUCAUGAACCUGCUGAACGAUUGCAUUGACAGCUCGGAGGCCGAAAAGGAACUCAACAACACACCUCUUCUGCCGCCUCGUCCACGCAUGGCAGCUGGCAAAUUAACUGCGCUUAGGAACGCCACCAUACAAGCCAUGUCCAAUCUGCUGGGCGCCAACAUUGACUCUGGCCUGAUGCACUCCAUCGACUUGGGCUACAAUCCCGAUUUGCAAACUCGCGCUGCUUUCAUGGAAGUGCUCACCCAGAUCUUGCAGCAAGGCACUGAGUUUGACACUCUGGCUGAGACGGUGCUGGCCGAUCGGUUCGAGCAACUUGUCCAGCUGGUGACCAUGAUUAGUGAUAAGGGAGAGCUGCCCAUUGCCAUGGCGCUGGCCAAUGUGGUGACAACCGCCCAAAUGGAUGAGCUCGCACGAGUUCUGGUCACGUUGUUCGAUGCUAAGCAUUUGCUGUCUCCGCUGCUGUGGAAUAUGUUUUAUCGCGAGGUCGAGGUCUCUGACUGCAUGCAGACGCUUUUCCGUGGAAAUUCGUUGGGCAGCAAGAUUAUGGCGUUCUGCUUUAAGAUUUAUGGAGCCAGCUAUUUGCAAAUGCUACUGGAGCCACUUAUACGACCGUUGCUCGAUGAGCAGGAGGAGAUUUGCUUUGAGGUGGAUCCAGCGCGACUGGACCCAAGUGAAGAUAUCGAAGAGCAUCGCAACAAUUUGAUUGCUCUAACUCAGAAAGUUUUCGAUGCCAUCAUCAACUCUUCAGAUCGAUUCCCGCCGCAGCUGCGCUCCAUGUGCCACUGCUUGUACCAAGUGCUAAGCAAGCGAUUCCCAAAUCUGUUGCAGAACAACAUUGGUGCCGUGGGCACGGUCAUCUUUCUGCGCUUCAUUAAUCCAGCCAUAGUCUCUCCACAGGAGCUGGGCAUUGUGGGCAAGCAGGUGCCCAGUUCGGCCAAACGUGGGCUUAUGCUCAUGUCCAAAAUCCUGCAGAACAUUGCCAACCAUGUAGAGUUCUCCAAGGAGCAGCAUAUGCUUUGCUUCAACGAUUUUCUGCGCGAUCACUUCGAGGCCGGCAGACGCUUCUUUAUACAAAUCGCCUCCGAUUGCGAGACCGUGGACCAAACGUCGCACAGCAUGAGUUUCAUUUCCGAUGCCAAUGUGCUUGCUCUGCAUCGUUUAUUGUGGACGCACCAGGAGAAGAUUGGCGACUAUUUGUCCAGCAGUCGGGACCACAAGGCCGUUGGUCGGCGACCCUUCGACAAGAUGGCCACGCUUUUGGCUUAUUUAGGUCCGCCGGAACACAAACCCGUUGACUCUCACAUGAUGUUCAGCUCAUAUGCACGCUGGAGCUCUAUCGACAUGUCAUCAACGAACUUCGAAGAAAUUAUGGUCAAGCAUCAGAUGCACGAAAAGGAAGAGUUCAAAACUCUGAAGUCCAUGAACAUAUUCUACCAGGCGGGCACCAGCAAAUCGGGUUAUCCGGUCUUUUACUACAUAGCCAGGCGUUACAAAAUUGGAGAAACCAAUGGGGACCUGUUGAUCUACCAUGUUAUCCUGACACUGAAACCCUUCUGUCACUCGCCCUUCGAGGUGGUCAUUGACUUCACGCACACCUGUUCCGACAACCGCUUCCGCACAGAGUUCUUGCAGAAGUGGUUCUAUGUGCUGCCCACUGUGGCCUACGACAAUGUCCAUGCGGUCUACAUUUACAAUUGCAAUUCGUGGGUGCGCGAGUACACAAAGUUCCACGAUCGCAUCCUAGCACCGCUGAAGGGCAAUCGCAAGCUAAUGUUUCUGGAGUCGCCCAACAAGCUCAUCGAUUACAUCGACGCUGAGCAGCAGAAGCUGCCUGGAGCCACGCUCUCACUGGACGAGGACUUGAAGGUGUUCAGCAAUGCACUGAAGCUCAGUCACAAGGACACCAAAGUGGCCAUCAAAGUUGGCCCCACGGCGCUGCAAAUUACCUCGGCUGAAAAGACCAAAGUCCUGUCGCAUUCGGUGCUGCUCAACGAUGUUUAUUAUGCCUCUGAAAUUGAGGAAGUGUGUCUGGUGGACGACAACCAGUUCACGCUGUCCAUAACUAAUGAAAGUGGCCAACUGAGUUUCAUUCACAAUGACUGCGAUAACAUCGUCCAGGCUAUCAUACACAUACGGAAUCGCUGGGAGCUUAGCCAGCCGGACUCGGUCACAGUGCAUCAGAAGAUACGGCCCAAGGAUGUGCCUGGCACUCUACUCAACAUGGCGCUGCUAAAUCUGGGCUCUUGUGAUCCCAAUCUCCGAACAGCUGCCUACAAUUUGCUGUGUGCUCUGACCGCCACCUUUGACCUGAAGAUCGAGGGGCAGUUGCUAGAGACGCAGGGACUCUGCAUACCUUCCAACAACACCAUCUUUAUCAAGUCCGUUAGCGAGAAAUUGGCCACCAAUGAGCCGCAUCUGACGCUCGAGUUUCUUGAGGAGUCGAUACAGGGCUUCCAGCGCAGCACCAUUGAGCUGAAGCAUUUGUGCUUGGAGUACAUGACGCCCUGGCUGAAGAAUCUAACCAAGUUCUGCAAGUCCAAUGACGACGCCAAGAAACUAAAGGUCUCGCAGAUUUUGGACAAGCUCAUCUGCUUGACGAUCGACCAGAAGGAAAUGUAUCCCUCGGUGCAGGCCAAGAUCUGGGGCUCCAUUGGUCAAAUCCCAGAGCUCAUCGACAUGGUGCUAGACAACUUCCUGCACAAGUCCAUUAGCUUUGGCCUCGGCUCACCGCAAGUGGAGAUCAUGGCCGACACAGCUGUGGCACUGGCCUCAGCCAACGUCCAAUUGGUGUCGAAGAAGGUCAUCACACGCAUGUGCCGCGUCAUGGACAAAUCCUGCACAAAUCCCACUCAGUAUCUGGAGCAGCACAUGAUGUGGGAUGACAUUGCCAUACUGGGACGAUAUUUACUUAUGUUGUCCUUCAAUAAUUGCCUGGAUGUAGCCACUUCGGUGCCAUAUCUCUUCCACACCAUCACCUUCUUGGUCUGCUCUGGCUCGCUGUCCAUGCGCGCAUCGACGCACGGCCUGGUCAUAAAUAUUAUACACUCACUGUGUACCUGCACAAAUCCCUCGUUCGGAGAGGAAGCUCAGCGCGUGCUCCGCCUGUCACUGGACGAAUUCUCGCUGCCGAAGUUCUAUCUGCUCUUCGGCAUUAGCAAGGUCAAGUCGGCCGCUGUCACAGCCUUCCGCUCCAGCUGCCGUCACCCGAAUGACAAGUGGUUGGGCAACGAGCGCGUCACCCAGCCGCUGCCUGCGGACCGUGAGCGGCUCUCGCUGCCAUCGCUGGAGGUCAUCACGGACGCUCUUCUGGAAAUCAUGGAGGCUUGCAUGCGCGACGUGCCCGACAGCGAUUGGCUGCACACCUGGACAUCUUUGGCGCGCAGUUUCGCCUUCUGCUACAAUCCAGCUCUGCAGCCACGCGCUCUGAUUGUCUACGGCUGCAUUAGCAAGAGCGUAACGGAUCACGAAGUAAAGCAACUGCUGCGCAUUCUAGUCAAGGCACUGGAGUCCUUCAACGACCUAAUAUUGAUUGAGGCCUUGGUUAUGUGCCUCACGCGCAUCCAACCGCUGCUGCGCCCCGAAUCGCCCAUACAUCGUGCACUCUUCUGGGUGGCUAUCUCAGUGCUGCAGCUGGACGAGGUUACGCUCUACGGCGCUGGUCUGGCGCUGCUCGAGCAGAACUUGCAUACGCUCAAGUCCCAGGGCUGCUUCGACAAGACGGAGACCAUUGCUGAGGUCAUGAUGAAGACGCGCGAGAAGCUCGAGUGGCACUUCAAGCAGCUGGAUCAUGCCGUGGGCUUGUCUUUCCGCAGCAACUUUCAUUUUGCUCUGGUCGGACAUCUGAUUAAGGGCUUUCGUCAUCCAACACCCACCACAGUCUCGCGCACAUCCCGUGUGCUGACAAUGCUUCUGGGAAUUAUAGCAAAGCCAUUGCACCGCGACAAGUUCGAGGUGACGCCGGACAGCGUAGCCUAUCUGACGGCACUUGUUGCUGUCUCCGAGGAGGUGCGCUCGCGCUGCCACGUGAAGCACGCGCUGCCCCGCUGGCCCGCCGAUGUGUGCGGCAGCAAUGAAAACGGCGAACCACUAACCAAUGGUGUGCAGACUAUUGGCCAGCCAUUGUCGCGGCGUCAGAAGAGCUGGGAUAUACUCGACCAGUCAGCUCUGCAGUUUGCGCGACAUCACAAAGUACCAACACUUCAGAAUGCGCGAGUUUUAUUCAAAACUCAACGCUCAUUUUCGGUACCAACCACCAAGGAGCCGAAUAAUGCGAGCGGCAUCGAAGAACGACAGGAACGCGGCUCACGCUCUUCCGUCUCCAAUGAAUCAAAUGUCCUGCUCGAUCCGGAAGUGCUUCCUGAUCUGUCCAUACAAGCGUUAGUCUUAACGGUCUUGGCUACGCUCGUCAAAUACUCCUCGGAUGAGAGCGAAACCCGUGUGCUGUAUCAGUAUUUGGCUGAGGGCUCCGUUGUCUUCCCCAAAGUGUUUCCAGUGAUACACUCUUUGCUGGAUCAGAAAAUCAAUAAUAUACUUUCCGUAUCGCACGAUCAAGUCGUGCUGAACUCUGUGCAGAGCAUCAUACAGAACAUGUUGGCCAGCGAGGAUCCGUCACAGCAGCAACUCCAUUUCCUGCAGAGCUGCGGAUUCGGAGGACUUUGGCGUUUCGCUGGACCCUUCACAAAGUACAACAUGAUGGGCGAAUCUUCAGAGCUCUUUGUCAACUGCCUAGAGGCCAUGGUGGAGACAUGUUUGCCCGGGGAUGAAUCCGCGCCCGUUCCACCUUCACCGCGUCCCUACAACCUCAGCUCCAGCUUGAGCAGCCUAACCCUAGGCUCGCCCACUGAUAAAGCAUUCUCAUCGGAAUCAUUAGACUUUUACGAUAACUGCUCUGGCAGCGUCACCUCGCUGCGACGCGCCUCACACAGCAAAUCACGCGCCAAACAUCGAUUGAACGAAAGUCCAUCACAUUAAACAGCAACUAAUUUGA